AUGGCAAUAAUGGAAGGAGCGGGCUUAGCCAAUGGACGUCAUAGAUAUUUGUGGACUCAGAUGAAAUGUAAAGUUCAAAGCCUCUUUGUGCCAUAUCACAGAUAUCAUCAAUCAGGAGACCUCACAAUAGGUGGCAUAACAACCCUAGCUAGUUUCUUGCACGGUGCCCUAAGUUUCAACGAAGUCCCACCACCACCAUUGCGUGAAGAUCUCAUUUUACUGCCUAAGAAUUACCAGCACAUCCUGGCCCUGGAAUUUGCAGUGAAGGAGAUCAAUGGAAACCCUCAUCUCUUACCCAAUGUCACCUUGGGCUUCCAGAUCUAUGACAGUCACUUCAGUGCCCAGAAGACCUACCAUGCCACAAUGCUACUGCUUUACACCGUGAAGAGCUUUGUGCCCAACUACAACUGUGGCAUUCAGACUCAUCUGACAGCAGUGAUUGGUGGACUAGACUCCAAAACCUCCAUUGAUAUUGCAAAUAUCUUGGAUAUCUACAAGGUUCCACAGCUUGUCUAUGGCUCAGCUCCAGUCAUGAAUUAUAAAACUCCAGGCCUUUCCUUCUUCCAAAUGAGCCCAAUGGAAAGACUUCAGUAUGAAGGGAUUGUGUCUUUGCUUCUCUACUUCAGGUGGACAUGGAUUGGAGUUGGUGUGAUGGAAAAUGAUAAUGGAGAAAGAUUUUUAGAUGCAAUCAUACCAUUGUUUUUCCACCAUGGCAUCUGCUUUGAAUCUAUAGAGAAAAUUGCCAUAAUAACAUCUUUCAAUGAAAUUGGCAGCUUGUUCAGCCAAGGUGCAGCAAUCCAUGAUAAGAUCAUGGAUAGCAAGACUAAUAUUAUAAUAUUUUACGGAGAAUCUUACUCUUUGAUGCUUUUGAGAUGGUUACCAUAUCUAUCAAAAAGAGAAAAGAUGAACAAUAUCAUCAAAGGUAAAGUUUGGAUAUUGACAGCCCAAGUGGAACUCACUUCACAUGUUUAUCAACACGACUGGGAUGCCCAAAUGAUCCAUGGUGCUCUGUCCUUCACAGUUCAUGCUAAUAACCCACCAGGAUUCCAAUCUUUUCUUUUAAAUAGAAAUCCCUCCAGUAUAGAUGAUGGUUUUAUCAAAGACUUCUGGCAGCAGGCCUUCCACUGUGUAUUUAAAACUUCAGACAUGGAUGAGGUGAAUGGGGAUAUCUGCAGUGGGAAAGAGAAGCUAGAAGAUCUUCCUGGAACCUUUUUUGAAAAGAACAUGAUCGGCCACAGCUACAGCAUCUAUAAUUCUGUCUAUGCCAUAGCCCAUGCUUUACAGGCUAUGUCUUCAUCCAGACUUAGACAGAGAUCAAAGGCAGAUACAGGAAGACUGAAGCUUCGGAGUGAAAAUUCAUGGCAGCUGCAUCAUUUCUUGAAAGGUUUUUCAUUUAACAACAGUGCUGGGGACAAAGUGUCACUUGACCACAAUGGAGAAGUACUAGCUGGAUAUGAUGUAUUGAACUGGAUUGUUUCUUCUAACCAAUCCUUCAUUAGGGAAAGAGUUGGGAGGUUAGAUCCUGAAGCUCCACCAGGCCAAAUUUUCACUGUCAGGGAAGAUGCCAUAACCUGGCACAACUGGUUUAACCAGUCCCAGCCUCUUUCAGCAUGUUCUGAAAGUUGCCACCCUGGUUCCAGCAAGAAGGUGAAGGAAGGGGAACCCUUUUGCUGCUACGACUGCAUCCUGUGUCCGGAUGGGAAGAUUUCAGAGAAGGAGGACAGUGAUGACUGUUACUCAUGUACAGAAGGAAGCUACCCAAACAAGAAUCAGGAUUUCUGUAUACCUAAAACUGUGACAUUUUUAUCUUAUGAAGAGCCUUUGGGGAUCAGUUUAGGCUUCUUUGCUCUUUGCUCUUCUCUGGUCUCAGUGAUGGUGCUUGGAACAUUUGUCAAGAACCACCACACUCCCAUCGUCAUUGCCAAUAACCGGGACCUCACCUACCUUCUCCUCCUCUCCCUCCUGCUCUGCUUCCUUUCUGCAUUCCUAUUCAUUGGGCAUCCUGAGAAGGUGGUAUGUCUCCUGCAACAAACUACUUUUGGGGUCGUCUUUGCAGUGGCUGUUUCUUCAGUGUUGGCAAAAACCCUCACAGUGGUUCUGGCUUUCCUGGCCACCAAGCCAGGAUCCAGGAUGAGGAUGUUUGUGGGAAAGAGACUGUCCAACUCCAUUGUCAUGUCCUGCUCUCUUAUUCAAAUAGGCAUUUGCAUGAUGUGGCUGGCAACCUCUCCCCCCUUCCCAGAUGCUGACAUGGAUUCAGUAGUGGAAGAAAUUGUCCUGCAGUGUAAUCAAGGCUCUGUGACUAUGUUCUACAGCGUCCUAAGCUAUUUGGGCGUGUUGGCUCUUAUUAGCUUCAUAGUUGCUUUCUUGGCCAGGAAAUUACCUGGCACGUUCAAUGAAGCCAAGUUCAUCACCUUCAGCAUGCUGGUCUUCUGCAGUGUUUGGCUCUCCUUUGUUCCAACCUACUUGAGCACCACGGGGAAAUAUAUGGUGGCGGUGGAGGUCUUUUCCAUCUUGGCCUCUGGUGCUGGGCUGCUGGGCUGCAUCUUUCUCCCCAAAUGUUAUAUCAUGGUGUUAAGGCCUGACUUGAACAACAGGGAGUGCCUAAUGAAGAGAAAGAAAUGCUGA
Molecule: messenger RNA, 2625 nt
Organism: Candoia aspera
Lineage: Eukaryota; Metazoa; Chordata; Lepidosauria; Squamata; Candoiidae
Product: vomeronasal type-2 receptor 26-like
Exons: 7
Coding region: 1-2625 (874 amino acids)
Biological process (GO): G protein-coupled receptor signaling pathway
Cellular component (GO): plasma membrane
Molecular function (GO): G protein-coupled receptor activity
Source: RefSeq, a predicted model, not a curated record